Messenger RNA from Arabidopsis lyrata subsp. lyrata, 741 nucleotides. RefSeq lists its product as uncharacterized. The record is from RefSeq and is a predicted model, not a curated record. The coding region runs from base 203 to 607 and encodes 134 amino acids. NCBI's taxonomy places the organism in Eukaryota, Viridiplantae, Streptophyta, Magnoliopsida, Brassicales, Brassicaceae. The transcript has a single exon.
UUGCAGGUACUUAAUUUAGGGUUUUAAGAAAAAAGGAAACUUAAAAGAAAAGGAAAUAACUAGAUAAAUAAGGAAGUCGAAAAAAGGAAAAAGAGAAACCAAUUUCAAUCCAAAAAGGACUAAUGUUUUGGUUAUAUAUAGACAGUAGACACCUCUCAGUUUUACAAACAAAUCACAACUCUUCCUGAAACUAAAACUAACCAUGGCUGAUCAUAACACUCCUCCCUAUGACCUAACGAAACUCGACCAUUACAUCAAAUACCAACCACCAGAAGAAGCUGAAGAUUUUUUUGUCCAUGUCGAGGUCAAGGUUCUCGGAAAAGGAUCUUCUCCAUUAGAGAUCUUCUUAUCAACCUCGGUCCAUGAUUUCAUCUGGGAAGACGAAGAUUGUUAUGAGAAAGCAGAACUCUACGAAUUCUUUGUCGAGGAUGCUGGAAUAGAUUCAUACGAGGCUCAGUUCUUGGUCAAUGACUUGAUUUUGUACGUUAAUAAGGUGACACGACCGCUUGACGAGGACUUCACAGGAGUUUUCAAGUUGAUGGCCGAAGUUACGGUAAAACCGGUCGACCUUAACCAUGCCGGUUCAGAUCAAACCGAAUCCCAUUAACCAAUUGCUACGACGGACGGCUAGAUUGAAAACCAAAAUAAAAAGCAGGAGAGGUUUGUUGCUAUUUGAUUAUAAGAGAUUUCUUUAUAAAGUUGGAAGAAAAUCGAAGACUUUUAGUUUUAUGUUAACCCUAA